Messenger RNA from Hippocampus zosterae (dwarf seahorse), 1971 nucleotides. It is a transcript of the gene gdf6b, whose product is annotated as growth differentiation factor 6b. The record is from RefSeq and is a predicted model, not a curated record. Gene Ontology annotation, molecular function: growth factor activity; cytokine activity. Gene Ontology annotation, cellular component: extracellular region. Bases 121 to 1383 code for a protein of 420 amino acids. NCBI's taxonomy places the organism in Eukaryota, Metazoa, Chordata, Actinopteri, Syngnathiformes, Syngnathidae. Gene Ontology annotation, biological process: BMP signaling pathway; SMAD protein signal transduction. The transcript has 2 exons.
AAAAGAAAGAACGAAAAAGAAAGAAAGAAAGAGAGAGGCAUCUUUUCAGCUCCCUCGCCAGGGGAGGAGUGACUGCGUGUAUAGGACUCCCACAAAGACUUUUACAGCCUUCAUUUUAGGAUGGGGGGGGGGGGCGGGGGGUUAACACUUAACUUUGCCCGUCUUGACUCGCCGCGCGCACUUCACUUGGACACUAAAUUGCGUGUGUGGCACCGCACGGCCCCUCCUCCCAGGGCCCCCAUGGACGUCUCUCUCGUGGCCGCUCUAUGCGGGGCUCUGGUGUUCGCCUGGCGGCUGCCCCCCGGGCGCCCUCUGACCCUCUCGCCACCGGGCAAGGCGGCCAAGCAGGCUGAGGCAACCCGCUAUUUGAGGGAGUUCCGCGUGGAGCCCCACGACUACAUGAUGUCCAUCUAUAAGACCUUUUCCACGGCCGAGAAGCUGGGACUCAACGCCAGUUUUUUCCGGUCCUCCAAGGCGGCCAACACUAUCACUAGUUUUGUGGACCACGGACAAGACGAUCUCCUGCUUUCUCCUCUGCGAAGGCAACAUUAUCUCUUCGACGUGUCCACCCUCUCAAAAAACGCAAAGGUCCUGGGAGCUGAGCUGAGGCUCUACACCAAAUUGUCCGGCAAUGUUGGCCUGUCUGAGCCCGUGGAGCUUCAUCUGCUCUCGUGCCAGGACCGGCGGCUCUUAGACUCCAAAACCCUGGAGCUGCAGGAAUGGUCCAGACCCAGAUGGGAGGUCCUGGAUGUGUGGGAGCCGUUCAAAGAAUGGAGGCGCCAAGAGGAGAGCGUCGGGAAACACUUCUGCCUGGAGCUCAUGGCCGAGUCAGAGAACUCUGAAAGACAGCUGGAUCUAAGCCUACUGGGUCUGCACCGACAUGCUAGGCCCCGGCAGAAGAAGGCCAUCCUGGUGGUCUUCACCAGAUCCAAGCGGAGGCAGACGCUCUUCGGCGAGAAACGGGCGGGUCGAGCCAAAAACCGUGCGCCCGGGUUCAAAUCCGGACGCAGCAGGCGGACGGCGGCAGCCAGGAGCCGCCAUGGGAAACGGACGGGCAAGAGAUCCAGGACCAGGUGCAGUAAGAAACCACUACGAGUCAACUUCCGCGAGCUGGGCUGGGACGACUGGAUCAUCGCCCCGCUGGACUAUGAGGCGUUCCACUGCGAGGGUGUGUGCGAUUUCCCGCUGCGCUCACACUUGGAACCCACCAACCACGCCAUCAUCCAGACCCUGAUGAACUCCAUGAACCCGGGACACAUGCCGCCCAGCUGCUGCGCUCCGGCUAAGCUCAGCCCCAUCAGCAUCCUCUACAUCGACUCGGGCAACAACGUGGUCUACAAGCAAUACGAGGACAUGGUGGUCGAGGCUUGCGGUUGCAGGUAGGACUUUGGACUCUGGACUCUGGACCCUUUGGCGGCUUUGAAUCCUGAACGGUCUGAAGUGGAUUUAGUGAUGAGUACAUACCUCAUAACAUAUAUUCCUGCAUUGUUCUUCAUCCGUAAAACCACCAAGAAAACUCCUCCGUCCAGUUCCCUUCAAGUUUCCAAAUUGACGUAACCUAAUUUAACUUGAACUGGGUAAAUGAUUGGCCAAAAAUAACUUAUGACUUGACCCCCCGCAAUACAGUAAAACAGCACAUUUUCAGUGUCCUUUUAUUGUGGCCAGCCAAAGGCACACCUGUGCAAUAAUCUAUCCAUCCUGACAUUUUCAACACCGCUUAUCCGAUUCAGGGUCACGUGGUGCUAGAGCAGGGAUGGGGAACCUAUGGCUCGCAAGCCACAUGUGGCUCUUUUGAUGAUUGCAUGUGGUUCACAGAUUAAACAAAAUAUUCUCGCUUGUUUUAUCCAUCCAUCUUUUUUUCACUGCUCAUGUCCUGUUUAGGGCUGCAUUUGGCUCCAGGAGCAAUUUUUGAUUGGAUGAUUGGGCUACGUUAUUUAGAUUUUAUGGCUCUCUUAGUCCCGACCCUUGUGC